CAAGUACAAGGACACGGAGUUCUAGGAGCCAUCGAGAUGGUACUGCGACUUCUGAUGCGGUAUCUGGCCAACAAUGAGCAGCUUAUCCAGCGCAUGGCAGACAGCUAUCCCAUGCGACGGGCUGCCCAGCUGGUCGUCUCCCUGAUGUACCGCACCAAGAGCCUGGCCAGGGAGCAGGGGCUGCACGAGAUGACGCCGGAGCGCUUCAAAUCCUUCAUCAGUAUGUUCAAGAACAAUGUAAAACAAGAACUGGAGGGUGUCAAGAAGGAGCUCAAAGACAAGAAAAACUAGGCACCCAGCGGCAUUGGGAUGUGUAAAUAUCAACGGGGGGAAAUCCAAAUUAUAGUCAGCCAUACCGUAGGAACCUUUUCCAGACAACCUCCCAAUAAAUAAGUGAAAUCAAUAGAGCAGACGAUCUAAGAUGUGAAAUCAUUCGUUUAAUGUCCAUUAACUCCUCCGUUCGUUGCGUGGUUAAGUAACUUAUAUUUAGAGUCAAAAAUC
Molecule: messenger RNA, 501 nt
Organism: Drosophila subobscura
Lineage: Eukaryota; Metazoa; Arthropoda; Insecta; Diptera; Drosophilidae
Product: protein NCBP2AS2 homolog
Exons: 2
Coding region: 37-291 (84 amino acids)
Source: RefSeq, a predicted model, not a curated record